AUGUUUCGUGCUAUUUUUGGUGAAGGAUUAGUCACAUUUCUUUUUCUUUUUAUUGUUGAGGCAACAGCAGUCAACAACGGUCGACAAGCCAAUCCAGAAAAUCUCGUUCUUGGGGCACUUUCUACAACCUUGGCAUCUGUAGCUCUUAUCUAUUCUUUUGCAGACGUGUCAGGAGCUCAUUUUAAUCCUGCUGUCACCUUUGCUACUGUAAUUACUGGCAAAGUAUCAGUGCGUAAAGGACUGGCGUUUAUUGGUAUCCAACUCUUGGCAUCAAUACUAUCUACCCUAUUUUUAUUUGCUGUCUUUCCUGGUGUCAAUGGCGGUGGUGUUUGGAACAUCCCAGAAUUUUUAGUUGUAGAUAUCGAUUCUAGUGCACAUCUUGCUCAGGCGUUCUUUAUGGAGCUUAUUCUCACGUUUAUCCUUGUUUAUGUCAUUUUUGCUACUGCUUUUGAUACGGUUGAUACCAAGGGUGUCAAAGUAGCUACGGCUGGAGGAGAGAAAAACAAGUCUUCUGGCAACAACCUUACAAUCUACACGACAUCAGGUACAACCAAGGCAGGAUUUGCUCCACUGGCGAUUGGGUUUACACUUGGAUUUCUUGGAUUGAUUGGUGGAUCUGUAUCUGGUGGUGCAUUCAAUCCAGCCCGUGCAUUUGGACCUACUCUCAUUUCAGGUCAAGGCUGGACUCAUCAUUGGAUUUACUGGGUUGGUGAUUUAACUGGUGCUGCGUUGGCUGGAUGGGUACAACACUUCUUUGCUCAUGAGGCAGUUCAACAUUCAGCCUCUGUUCGAACCAAGACUGGUGCGCUAGAAGCUGCUGCUGCUGAACGCGUUGCCCUCAAUGCCAAUAUUGCCAAUUCACAGGCAAUUUAA
This is a messenger RNA of Batrachochytrium dendrobatidis JAM81, 873 nucleotides long. RefSeq lists its product as uncharacterized. NCBI's taxonomy places the organism in Eukaryota, Fungi, Chytridiomycota, Chytridiomycetes, Rhizophydiales. The transcript has 2 exons. Bases 1 to 873 code for a protein of 290 amino acids. Gene Ontology annotation, cellular component: membrane. The record is from RefSeq and is a predicted model, not a curated record. Gene Ontology annotation, biological process: water transport; transmembrane transport. Gene Ontology annotation, molecular function: water channel activity.